Morone saxatilis (striped sea-bass) is the source of this 1762-nucleotide messenger RNA. It is a transcript of the gene nme9, whose product is annotated as NME/NM23 family member 9. Gene Ontology annotation, biological process: GTP biosynthetic process; UTP biosynthetic process; CTP biosynthetic process. The record is from RefSeq and is a predicted model, not a curated record. Gene Ontology annotation, molecular function: nucleoside diphosphate kinase activity. Lineage: Eukaryota; Metazoa; Chordata; Actinopteri; Moronidae.
GUUAAAGAUGACGGUCUGGUGGAUGAUGAGAAGAAAGAGGAGGAAACACUUCAGCAGUCAGAAAAUGAAGAAAGCAUAAUUGUUCCUGCCAGUAAAUCCUACACAGUUGCCAUCAUCAAACCAGAUGCUGUUGCUCACGGCAAAGCAAAUGAGAUCAUUAUGAAGAUUCAAGAUGCUGGGUUUGAGAUCCUGGCCCAUGAAGAACGCACGCUGACUGAGAUCGAGGCUCGAGACUUUUACCAGCACAAAGCAGCAGAGGCUUGCUUUGAGGACUUGGUGCAGUUUAUGUCCAGUGGUCCGUCCCAUAUUCUGGUGCUCUCUCAGGCUGAGGGCUCAGCCAACGUCGUGCCCGCAUGGCGUGAGUUCAUUGGCCCAGUAGACAUAGAGGAAGCCAGGAGAGAAAAGCCAGAAAGCUUGCGGGCACAAUACGGCACACAGACACUGUUCAACGCAGUGCACGGUAGUGAGGACAUCGACCAGGCCAGCAGGGAGCUCGCCUUCUUCUUCCCCAACUUUAGGACGGCCUCGGUAACGGAGCAGGAUGGGGAGGAAGAGCAUGUGGAGAGGACACUGGCUCUUAUCCGGCCUGACGCUGCCAGAGAGAACAGAGACGAGAUCUUGGCUCAAAUCCACAAGUCAGGCUUCAACGUGGCACUCCAAAGAGAGGUGAUGUUGACGGGGGAGCAGGUCAGACAGUUUUACUUUCAACAUGUCGAGGAGGACUACUUUCCUGCACUGCUCAGGAGCAUGACAAGUGGGCCAGUGCUAGCUUUGGCUCUAGCCAGAUCGGGGGCUGUCCAUCACUGGAAGAACAUCCUCGGUCCUUCUGAUGUUAAUAAAGCCAGAGAGGAGAGUCCUGAGUGUCUAAGGGCCCAGUUUGCUGUGGAGAAUGAGCCUAUCAACCAGCUACAUGGCAGCGCAAGCCACGAAGAGGCAGAACAAGAAAUCAACUUCUUCUUCCCUAAACAGCAAACACUGGCGGUGAUCAAGCCUGAUGCUAUGGAGGAACACAGAGAGAAGAUUUUGGAGGAGAUCCGUGGCAGUGGUUUCUCUGUAACGCAGCUGAAGGAGACGGUGCUUUCGAAGGAGAUGGCUGAGGAGUUUUACAAGGAGCACAGAGAGAAACCUUUCUUCAGCCAGCUGGUGGAAUUCAUGUGUCGCGGGCCCUGUAUGAUGCUCAUCCUGACUAAGGAAAAUGCAGUGGAGGAGUGGAGGGCCAUGAUGGGCCCCACAGACCCUGACCAAGCUAAGGCGACAUCCCCAAACUCUCUGAGGGCCCGCUUUGCCUCCGACAUCCUCCACAACUCGGUCCACGGCUCCUCCAGUGAGCAGCACGCAGAGGAGAAGAUCCGUUUUAUCUUCGGUGACAUCUGCUCAGACGCUGAGCCCACCGGAGACGGAGAGACUGACACAACCACUUUAGCAAAAGAGCAAGACUGUUCUGCAGAUGACAACGCAGGAAUGUCAAGCUCUGAAGAAAUGUCCAAUAACCAUCACCAACAACUUGAAGGUGACACACUUAAUUUGAAUUCUUGCAGUCCACAGACGGAAGGAAGUGACGAUACCGAGCACUCGAACUGAAUCAAUCACCACACAAGUUUCUCUUGUAUUGUAGGCUCAUUCUGUGAUGUUAUGGGUAAAACACAUUUUCAGUAAACCAAUGAAAUACAAAUGGAAUAUCUGAUAUUUACACACCCUACAUGGUUCACAUUAGAUUUUGCUGAAACCAGUGGCUGUAUUAUGGGGGAAAAAAAUUAUAUUG